AUGAACAGGCCAUCUGUCAUUCAAGGCCUUCUGCAACCAACCACCAUGAUGAGUUACAUGGCCAAAUCGGCCAACUUGGCCUGUGCACUGAAAGCCACUUCUCAGGCUGUUCCCUCUACCUUGAAGCCUGUUAUUGCACCUGUUGUCUUGGCUGCUGAGACUAUAAUUGUACCCCCUAAGCCAGUGAAACUCACAUCAGAUUCUUUGAACACAUCUUUACCCACAGGUGUCCUGAGGGCCACAAGUGGACUUUGCACAUCCCAACAAAUCCGAAUGGCACAUACUGAUAUCAAGGUUCCAGACUUCUCGGAGUAUAGGCAUCGUUCCCUUCGAGACAACAAAGCAAGUAACAGAGACUCUGCAGAUUCUAGGCGUGCAUUCACCUAUAUAACCACUGGAGCUUUUGCAGUUGGAAGUGCCUAUGUUGCCAAGUCCGCUGUGACGCAGUUUGUCAUGACAAUGAGUGCAUCAGCAGAUGUCAUGGCACUGGCCAAGAUUGAAAUCAAGCUCUCUGACAUCCCAGAAGGAAAGAAUGUGGUGUUCCAAUGGAGAGGCAAGCCCCUGUUUGUCCGACACAGGACUCCAGAAGAGAUUAAGACAGAGCAGAGUGUUGAUUUAGCUUCGCUGAGGGACCCACAGGCCGAUUCCGAUCGCACGAAAGAUCCGAAGUGGUUGAUCCUCCUUGGUGUCUGCACACAUCUUGGAUGUGUUCCCAUCGCCAACGUUGGCGAAUUUGGAGGUUAUUACUGUCCAUGCCAUGGAUCCCAUUAUGACGCUUCAGGACGAAUCAGGAAAGGACCGGCCCCUUUGAACUUAGAAGUCCCUCAGCAUGAAUUCAUGGAGGGUGGCAUCCUGGUCGUCGGGUAGGCAGUGCAUUCAGAGGGCGCCAUUUUUCAGCAUCCUCCUCAGUAUCUGUAAAUAGUCUCAUCCAAUGUGUGGAUAGGAUCAUCAAUCCCAUAGCUUGAUAUUUAAAACUCUCUAUGGAUCGAAUAAAGGAAAUUACAAGAAGCUAAACAAUA
Molecule: messenger RNA, 1019 nt
Organism: Darwinula stevensoni
Lineage: Eukaryota; Metazoa; Arthropoda; Ostracoda; Podocopida; Darwinulidae
Source: the annotation of a GenBank genome assembly